CCUGCCCUGCCUUGCCUUUCAUUCAGCGCCUCUUCUUUGCUUCUAGCCAAAGCCUUUGGCAAAGCGAACAAACCCACACCAAACUCAGAAUAAGUUUUGUAGUAUUACUUACUAUUCUGUUUUCACAUUUCUUUUUAGUUUAUCGCAAAAUCAACUCUCCGGAUCUCCUUUCUCUUUCUCUCUCGUCGCUUCCAUUCCUCUCUCAUUUUCUCUGUCGUCAAAGCGCUGCUUUUCUUGUUCAAAUCCAGGAUCUGGUUACUUCUAUAGCUUGUUGGUUUCCAGAAAAAUAGAGCCCAUUUAACAUUCACAUAAACCCAUGAAGGAAUCAGAGUUCAGCACUGAGCCAAUUGGACAAAAUCUGAUAAAACUUAUCAGCAACCUGUGUUUCUCAGUUUUUGUUUUCUCAGUGCUAAUAUUUACGGUUAUCGCGAUCACCUAUCAACCACCAGAUCCAUGGCUGGAGUCAGCUCCAGCCUUAACCAAACUCUUCACUCAAACCGAAAAUGCCACUUUCAAGAAUGACAACUCCAUCCUCAAAACCGGUGAGGAUUUACUUGCUGUGCCAGCUCCCGCCGUGCCCCCUGCUUUGGCAGUCAAUCCCAUCACUGAAACCGUGAUCGAGAAGUCUGAAGAGAAAAUCUCGAAUAUGAGCUUAAAAUCAGAUUGUGAGGAGGUAAAGGUUGUGAAUUGUUCGGAUCCACGCGUUUUACUCGCGGUCGAGAAGUUUAAUUUGAAAACUUUCAAGUUUAUCGUGUUUCUGGAGUAUCAAACUCCGGUCAUUGGGUCGAAACCGGAUGAGUGUGAUGUGGCUUGGAGGUUUAGGAACAAGAAAGAAAAGUCGUGGAGAAAGUAUAGGGACUUUAGAAGGUUCAGGUUUGGGAUUGCGGAGAAUUGUACCUAUAAAGUGGUGCAUGCAAAUGGCUGGCAUUCGGGCAUUAACGCUCGGAGGCCUAGGAAUAGACCUAACACCACAAGGAGUGGUGGGAAUCCCAAGCUAGCACCACUGAUACGUGAUGAAGAGAUAAAUGAUACUAUUCCAACUCUGGGUUCGGAAAUGAACUUUAGAAAGGGGAAGUAUUUGUAUUAUGCACGGGGAGGGGACUACUGCAAGGGAAUGAAUCAUUAUUUGUGGAGUUUCCUCUGUGGUUUAGGAGAGGCUAUGUACUUGAAUAGGACAUUUGUGAUGGAUUUGAGCAUAUGUUUGUCGGCAACUUACAAUCCAAGCAAUAAGGAUGAGGAGGGAAAAGAUUUUAGGUUUUAUUUUGAUUUUGAGCAUCUUAAGGAGGUGGCUUCCAUCGUUGAGGAGAGUGAAUUCUUGAGAGAUUGGAAGAAAUGGGAUAGAGGCCAUAAAAGAAAAGUGCCAGUCAAGAAGGUAACAACAUAUAAAGUCACACCAAUGCAACUUAAGAAAGAUAAGAGCACAAUCCUUUGGAGGCAGUUUGAUGCUCCAGAGCCUGAAAACUAUUGGUACAGGGUAUGUGAGGGGCAAGCAGCUAAGUACGUUCAGAGGCCAUGGCAUGCUUUAUGGAAAUCAAAAAGAUUGAUGAAUAUAGUGACUGAAAUCAGUGGACAAAUGGACUGGGAUUUUGAUGCUGUGCAUGUGGUUCGAGGGGAAAAAGCACAGAAUAAAGAGCUGUGGCCACAUUUGGAUUCUGAUACAUCUCCUGAUGCUCUUCUCAUGAAGCUUAAAGAAAUAAUUCAGCCUUGGAGGAAUCUGUACAUAGCAACAAAUGAGCCAUUCUAUAAUUACUUUGAUAAAUUGAGGUCUCAGUACAAGGUCCAUUUGCUCGAUGAUUACAAGGAAUUAUGGAGUAACACAAGUGAGUGGUACAAUGAGACAGGGCUGUUGAAUGGUGGAAAACCAGUUGAGUUUGAUGGAUACAUGAGAGUUGCUGUGGAUACUGAGGUACUUUACAGGUCGAAGACACGUGUAGAAACCUUUUAUAAUUUGACCAAAGAUUGCAAGGAUGGAAUUAAUACAUGCUGAACAGGUCGGGAAUUAGCCCUUCUGUUGUUUUUCUCAACUUUCAUGUUAUUUCUUAAACUUUCUUGAUUCUGUUACAAAAUGUAAUUGUCGAGAUUAGUUCAGGCUUGGUGUUUUUUUGUUAUUUUAUUAUUGUUAAUGUUGGCAAUUUCUGUUCAUUCUGAAAACCCUAUAUAUCUAGUAGUGGUAUAUUCAACUUAUAGUGGAGUUUAUUCUGUCCUAAUACUGUUGAAUUUUUUCUUUUUCUCUUUUUGUAAAUGAAUAUUAUUCUUAUCUCUUGUACCUUGUAAGGCAAGAGCGAAGGAAGUCUAUAUGCUUUAAUGACCAAUUCAAAUUCAUGA
This is a messenger RNA of Theobroma cacao (cacao), 2325 nucleotides long. It is a transcript of the gene SUB1, whose product is annotated as calcium ion binding protein. The record is from RefSeq and is a predicted model, not a curated record. Gene Ontology annotation, cellular component: Golgi apparatus. Lineage: Eukaryota; Viridiplantae; Streptophyta; Magnoliopsida; Malvales; Malvaceae.